Medioppia subpectinata is the source of this 307-nucleotide messenger RNA. Lineage: Eukaryota; Metazoa; Arthropoda; Arachnida; Sarcoptiformes; Oppiidae. The record is from the annotation of a GenBank genome assembly.
UAAUUAUACACCUGUUAUAUAACAAACUAUUUUAUUUGAAAACCAUUUAAUAAGACCACAAAAUUUGAGAUAAAAACUUUUGGCAUUAAAAGUAUAAAUUAUGGUCAAAACACUUGAGCAUAAGGAUGGCUGGCGUCCGUACGGGACGGGUAUGUCGUCGGGAAAUGCUGUCCCGCAUAACAGCGCCGAUAGUCUAACAAAUACAGUGAAAACUAACUCAGCCUUAAAGAAAUUGAUUGACACCAAGAGGUUUGCGCUCCCGAACCAUAGGAAUGUGUUGUCCGGCAAAUUGAUUUAUAUUCUCUGA